UCCUCCACCCGCCGCUCUCCCUCUCGCGUCCUGCCUAUGCCCCGGCGCCUGCGGCUCGGCGGCUUCUCCCCGUGCCGUGGCCGCGGCCAGCGGGCUCCCUGAAGCCGGCUCCCCCGGCCCCGCGCCGCUCCGCCCCGCAGCGCCGCGAUGCUAUGAGCGGAGCGAGCGCCCGGUCCUGCAGGAGGCGUUGGAUGCCGCGCGGCUCCCGGCACCUGGAUCCGCGCUCGCCGCCUCUCCUCGCCCGCUCCUGAUUCCUUGGCCCCGCCGGAGAGGAGCCGCUGGGGCUCGGCAGCCGCGGACAUGCCGGCGCGGAGGCUGCUCGGGUCCCUGGUGUUGCUGAUGCUCGGCGCGGGGCUCCUGGCUGCGGCUCAGGGACAGAACUGUGGCGGUUUAGUACAGGGGCCAAAUGGUACCAUUGAAAGUCCUGGAUUUCCUCAUGGCUAUCCAAAUUAUGCCAACUGUACAUGGAUCAUUAUUACAGGAGAACGUAACAGGAUACAAUUGUCAUUUCACACAUUUGCUCUUGAGGAAGAUUUUGAUAUUUUGUCAAUUUAUGAUGGACAGCCACAACAAGGCAAUUUAAAAGUGAGGUUGUCUGGAUUUCAGCUGCCUUCAUCUAUUGUGAGCACAGGGUCUAUCCUCACCCUUUGUUUUACUACAGAUUUUGCUGUGAGUGCUCAAGGUUUCAAAGCUAUCUAUGAAGUGCUACCUAGCCACACUUGUGGAAACCCAGGAGAAAUACCCAAAGGAGUACUUCAUGGAACUAGGUUCAACAUUGGAGACAAAAUUAGAUACAGCUGUGUAUCAGGCUACAUCCUGGAGGGCCAUGCUAUGCUAACGUGUAUUGUGAGUCCUGGAAAUGGUGCAUCAUGGGAUUUUCCAGCUCCAUUUUGCAGAGCUGAAGGUGCUUGUGGAGGAACUCUACGUGGGACAAGUGGAAUUAUUUCAAGCCCUCAUUUCCCUUCAGAGUAUGAAAAUAAUGCUGAUUGCACAUGGACCAUUUUGGCUGAACCAGGAGACACCAUUGCGCUGGUCUUUACAGAUUUCCAGUUAGAGGAAGGAUAUGAUUUCUUGGAGAUAAGUGGAACCGAAGCACCAUCAAUAUGGUUGACUGGCAUGAAUCUGCCUUCUCCGGUUAUCAGCAGUAAGAACUGGUUACGACUCCAUUUCACAUCAGACAGUAACCACCGACGAAAAGGAUUUAAUGCCCAGUUCCAAGUGAAAAAAGCAAUUGAAUUGAAGUCAAGAGGAGUCAAAAUGCUGCCCAGCAAAGACAGUAAUCACAAAAAUUCUGUCUUAAGUCAAGGUGGGGAUGCAGUUGCAUCUGACAUGUGUCCUGAUCCUGGAAUUCCUGAGAAUGGAAAAAGGGCAGGCUCUGAUUUCAGGGUGGGUGCUAGCGUACAGUUCUCCUGUGAAGAUAAUUAUGUGCUCCAAGGUUCUAAGAGCAUCACUUGUCAGAGAGUGACAGAUACGCUGGCAGCUUGGAGUGACCACAGGCCAAUCUGUCGUGCUAGAACAUGUGGUUCCAACCUGCGUGGACCAAGUGGAAUUAUCACAUCACCUAAUUACCCAGUUCAGUAUGAAGACAAUGCACACUGUGUGUGGGUUAUCACAACAAUAGAUCCAGAAAAGGUCAUCAAGCUUGCUUUUGAAGAAUUUGAGUUAGAAAGAGGAUACGAUACCCUAACUGUAGGGGAUGCUGGGAAAGUUGGAGAUACCAGGACAGUCUUGUAUGUACUCACAGGAUCUAGUGUUCCUGACCUUAUUGUGAGCAUGAGCAACCAGAUGUGGCUCCAUUUACAAUCUGAUGACAGCAUUGGCUCGCCUGGAUUCAAAGCUGUUUAUCAAGAAAUUGAAAAAGGAGGUUGUGGAGACCCAGGAAUUCCAUCAUAUGGAAAAAGGACUGGAAACAGUUUUCUGCAUGGAGACACACUUACCUUUGAAUGCCAAGCGGCUUUUGAACUAGUGGGCGAGAGAACAAUUACAUGCCAACAAAAUAACCAGUGGUCUGGCAACAAACCCAGCUGUGUUUUCUCAUGCUUCUUUAACUUCACCACACCAUCUGGAAUUAUUCUUUCACCAAACUACCCAGAAGAGUAUGGAAACAACAUGAAUUGCGUGUGGCUGAUUAUUUCAGAGCCGGGAAGCAGGAUUCAUCUAAUUUUCAAUGACUUCGAUGUGGAGCCACAGUUUGAUUAUCUUACAGUGAAGGAUGAUGGAAUUUCAGACUUACCACCCCUUGGCACUUUUUCUGGCAAUGAGGUCCCUUCUCAAUUGGCAAGCAGUGGGCACAUAGUAAGACUUGAAUUUCAGUCAGAUCACUCUACUACUGGAAGAGGCUUUAAUAUCACUUACACAACUUUUGGUCAGAAUGAGUGCCAUGAUCCUGGUAUUCCCAUAAAUGGAAGGCGUUUUGGAGAUAGAUUCCUCCUGGGAAGUUCUGUUUCUUUUCAUUGUGAUGAUGGUUUUGUUAAAACCCAAGGAUCUGAAUCCAUAACUUGCAUUAUGCAGGAUGGAAAUGUCAUAUGGAGCUCUACUGUGCCACGUUGUGAAGCACCAUGUGGUGGACAUCUGACAGCAUCAAAUGGAGUUAUCUUGCCUCCAGGGUGGCCAGGUUAUUACAAGGACUCUCUAAAUUGUGAAUGGGUGAUUGAAGCAAGACCAGGACAUUCCAUUAAGAUCACAUUUGACAGAUUUCAAACUGAAGUUAAUUAUGAUACCCUAGAAGUCAGAGAUGGGCCAGCAAACUCAUCACCACUAAUUGGAGAAUAUCAUGGUACACAGGCACCACAGUUCCUUAUUAGUACAGGCAACUACAUGUAUCUGCUGUUCACUACAGACAAUAGUCGUUCCAGUGUUGGCUUCUUAAUUCACUAUGAGAGUGUUACACUAGAAUCAGAUUCCUGCCUUGACCCAGGGAUUCCUGUGAAUGGCCAUCGCCAUGGUAACAGCUUUAGCAUCCGAUCUACAGUAACUUUUAGCUGUGAUCCAGGAUAUACACUGAGUGAUGAGGAGCCACUCAUAUGUGAAAAAAACCAUCAGUGGAAUCAUGCAUUACCUAGCUGUGAUGCUCUGUGUGGUGGUUAUAUUCAUGGGAGCAGUGGAACCAUUCUUUCUCCAGGUUUUCCUGAUUUUUAUCCAAACUCUCUUAACUGCACUUGGACUAUUGAAGUAUCACAUGGCAAAGGAGUACAGCUGGCCUUUCAUACAUUUCAUCUGGAGAGCUCUCAUGACUAUUUGCUCAUCGCUGAAGAUGGCAGCUUCACAGAACCAGUGGCAAGAUUAACUGGCUUGGUCUUGCCCCCAACAAUUAAAGCUGGCCUCUUUGGAAACUUCACUGCACAGCUUCGAUUUAUAUCUGACUUCUCAAUCUCUUAUGAAGGCUUCAAUAUAACAUUUUCAGAAUAUGACCUGGAACCAUGUGAUGACCCUGGUGUUCCUGCUUUCAGCAGACGAAUUGGUUUUCACUUUGGUGUUGGAGACUCCUUGACAUUUUCUUGUUUUCCUGGAUAUCGUUUAGAAGGUGCUAAUAAACUUACCUGCCUGGGUGGUGGUCGUCGUGUUUGGAGUGCACCUCUGCCAAGGUGUGUGGCUGAAUGUGGAGCAAGUGUCUCUGGAAAUGAAGGAACAUUGCUGUCUCCAAAUUUUCCAUCUAAUUAUGACAACAACCAUGAAUGUAUCUAUAAAAUUGAAACAGAAGCUGGAAAAGGGAUCCACCUUAGAGCCAGGAGCUUUCAGCUGCAUGAGGGAGAUAUUGUUAAGGUGUAUGAUGGAAAAGACAGCUUUUCACGUCCUUUGGGGGCCUUCACCAAAAAUGAAAUGAUGCGAGUGAUCCUUAACAGCACUUCUAAACACUUGUGGAUAGAAUUUAAUACUAAUGGAUCUGAUACAGACCAAGGAUUUCAACUCACAUACACUAGCUUUGAUCUAGUGAAGUGUGAGGAUCCUGGGAUACCAAAUUAUGGAUACAAGAUCCGUGAUGAGGGACAUUUUACUGACACUGUAAUUUUAUACAGUUGCAAUCCCGGAUAUACAAUGCACGGUAGCAAUAUUAUGACUUGCCUAAGUGGAGAUCGAAGAGUGUGGGACAAACCUUUGCCUACUUGUAUAGCUGAGUGUGGUGGCCGAAUUCAUGCUGCUACAUCAGGGCGCAUUUUGUCUCCAGGUUACCCUGCACCUUAUGACAACAAUCUGCAUUGCACUUGGAUUAUAGAAGCAGACCCAGGGAAGACAAUUAGUCUGCAUUUUAUUGUUUUUGACACUGAGGUUGCUCAUGACAUCCUGAAGGUGUGGGAUGGUCCUGUUGAAAGCAGUAUUCUUCUAAAAGAAUGGAGUGGUUCUGCCCUUCCAGAAGAUAUUCAUAGCACCUUCAAUUCACUGACGUUACAGUUUGACAGUGACUUCUUCAUCAGCAAGUCAGGCUUUUCCAUCCAGUUCUCAACAUCAAUAGCAUCAACGUGUAAUGAUCCUGGGACUCCACAGAAUGGUACUAGAUAUGGAGACAGCAGAGAACCUGGGGACACCACUACCUUCCAAUGUGACCCUGGAUAUCAGCUCCAAGGGCAGGCUAAAAUUACUUGUGUGCAGCUGAAUAACCGAUUCUUUUGGCAACCUGAUCCUCCUACAUGCAUAGCUGCAUGUGGAGGGAACCUGACAGGCCCAGCGGGUGUUAUUUUAUCACCUAACUACCCACAGCCAUAUCCUCCUGGGAAGGAAUGUGACUGGAGAAUAAAAGUAAACCCUGACUUUGUCAUUGCCUUGAUAUUCAAAAGUUUCAGUAUGGAGCCCAGUUAUGAUUUUCUGCAUAUUUAUGAAGGGGAAGAUUCCAACAGUCCUCUAAUUGGAAGUUUUCAAGGCUCCCAGGCACCUGAAAGAAUUGAGAGCAGUAGUAAUAGCCUAUUUCUUGCAUUUCGAAGUGAUGCCUCUGUUGGCAUGUCAGGAUUUGCCAUUGAAUAUAAAGAAAAACCACGAGAAGCUUGUUUUGACCCAGGAAACAUAAUGAAUGGAACAAGAAUUGGAACAGAUUUCAAACUUGGAUCAACUAUUACCUAUCAAUGUGAUUCCGGAUAUAAGAUUAUUGAUCCCUCUACUAUAACAUGUGUGAUUGGCAUUGAUGGAAAACCAGCAUGGAACAGAGCAUUGCCAUCUUGUAAUGCUCCAUGUGGAGGACAAUACGCUGGAUCAGAUGGAGUGGUCUUAUCACCAAAUUAUCCUCAUAAUUAUACUGCUGGGCAGACAUGUCACUAUUCAAUAACAGUACCUAAGGAAUUUGUUGUUUUUGGACAGUUUGCCUAUUUCCAGACAGCAUUGAAUGAUGUGGCAGAAUUAUUUGAUGGAGAAAACCCCCAGGCUAGACUUCUCAGCUCACUCUCUGGAUCUCAUUCAGGAGAGACUUUGCCUUUAGCCGCAUCCAAUCAGAUUCUAUUGCGAUUCAGUGCUAAGAGUGGAGCAUCUGCCAGAGGUUUCCAUUUUGUCUAUCAAGCUGUUCCACGUACCAGUGAUACACAAUGCAGCUCUGUUCCAGAGCCUAGAUAUGGGAGGAGAAUUGGCUCUGAGUUUUCAGCAGGCUCUGUUGUUCGAUUUGAAUGUAGCCCUGGGUAUCUGCUGCAAGGCUCUAAAGCUAUCCAGUGCCAGUCUGUGCCUAAUGCUUUAGCUCAGUGGAAUGACACAGUCCCAAGCUGUGUAGUGCCAUGCAGCGGAAAUUUUACUGAACGGAGGGGCACUAUCUUAUCACCAGGUUACCCUGAACCCUAUGGUAACAGCUUGAAUUGUGUGUGGAAAAUCAUAGUGACUGAGGGAUCAGGUAUUCAGAUCCAGGUCAUCAGUUUUGCCACAGAACAUAACUGGGACUCUCUUGAAAUCUAUGAUGGUGGGGAUAUGACAGCACCACGACUUGGGAGUUUUUCAGGUACCACAGUGCCAGCACUGUUGAAUAGCACUUCCAAUCAACUUUACCUGCAUUUUCAUUCUGAUAUUAGUGUGGCAGCAGCAGGUUUUCACCUGGAAUACAAAACUGUAGGCCUUGCUGCUUGUCCAGAACCAGUAAUUCCUAGCAAUGGCAUCAAAACAGGAGAUAGAUAUAUGGUGAAUGAUGUUUUGUCAUUUCAUUGUGAACCUGGAUACACCUUACAGGGCCGUUCUCAUAUUUCUUGUAUGCCUGGAACAGUGCGACGUUGGAACUAUCCAUCUCCCCUCUGCAUUGCUAAAUGUGGUGGAACACUGACAGAUAUGGGCGGAGUGAUCCUGAGUCCAGGUUUUCCUGGUAAUUACCCUAGCAACUUAGAUUGCACAUGGAAAAUCUCAUUGCCUAUUGGAUAUGGUGCACAUAUUCAGUUUCUAAACUUCUCUACUGAAGCAAAUCAUGAUUUCCUUGAAAUUCAGAAUGGGCCUUACCACACCAGUUCGAAGAUUGGCCAGUUUAGUGGAAUAGAACUUCCACCAUCUUUGCUAAGUACAACUCAUGAAACACUCAUCCAUUUUUAUAGUGAUCACUCAGAAAACAGACAAGGAUUUAAGCUAUCAUACCAAGCUUAUGAGUUACAGAACUGCCCAGAUCCUCCUCCUUUUUUAAAUGGAUAUAUUGUCAAUUUGGACUACAGCGUUGGUCAGUCAGUAUCAUUUGAGUGCUAUCCUGGGUAUGUUCUGAUAGGUCAGCCUGUUCUCACUUGCCAACAUGGAAUCAACAGGAACUGGAACUAUCAUUUCCCCAGAUGUGAAGCUCCUUGUGGCUAUAAUGUAACCUCUCAGAAUGGUACAGUUUAUUCCCCAGGAUUUCCAGAUGAAUAUCCAAAUUCAAAGGACUGUACCUGGCUUAUUUCUGUGCCUCAGGGUCAUGGAAUUUAUAUCAACUUCACCUUACUCCAAACUGAACCAGUGAAUGACUAUAUAGCAGUUUGGGAUGGUCCUGACCAGAAUUCACCUCAGCUGGGAGUUUUCAGUGGCAAUACAGCUCUUGAAACAGCUUACAGCUCAACCAACCAGGCCCUUCUCAAAUUUCAUAGUGACUUUUCAACUGGAGGAUUCUUUGUCCUCAAUUUUCAUGCAUAUCAACUUAAGAAGUGCCAGCCUCCUCCAAUAGUUCCACAUGCUGAUUUAUUUACAGAAGAUGAGGAUUUUGAAAUAGGAGACUUUGCCAAAUACAAGUGCCAUCCUGGUUUCACUUUGGUUGGAAAUGACAUAUUGACCUGCAAACUGAAUGCACAAUUGCAGUUUGAGGGCUCACCCCCUUUCUGUGAAGCACAAUGCCCAGCAAAUGAAAACCGUAUGGAAUCAUCAGGAGUGAUCCUCAGUCCAGGUUACCCAGGCAACUACCCUAAUUCUCAGACCUGCUCUUGGACUAUUAAAAUUGAACCAGGAUAUAACAUCUCUAUCUUUGUAGAAAUGUUUCAGAGUGAAAAACAGUUUGAUGUGCUGGAAAUAUUUGAUGGUUCUUCUGGGCAAAGUCCUUUGCUGGUUGCUUUAAGUGGAAAUCAUACAGGGCAAAUGAACUUCACAAGCAAAACAAAUCAGCUGUAUCUCCGCUGGUCAACUGACCAUGCAACCAAUAAGAAGGGUUUUAAAAUACGUUACUCAGCUCCCUAUUGCAGCUUAAACUCUGUCUUGAAGAAUGGUGGGAUUGUGAACAAAACAGGAGGCCCGACUAGAAGUAAAGUGCACUUUUAUUGCAAACCUGGAUAUAGAAUGAUUGGCCAUACUAAUGCAACAUGCAGACAACGUCAAAAUGGCAUGUACCAAUGGGAUUCUCCUGCCCCGAUCUGCCAAGCUGUAUCCUGUGGUAUUCCAGAAUCUCCAGGGAAUGGUUCAGUUAUGGGUAAUGAAUUCUCUUUGGGCAGUAGAGUGAUAUAUGAAUGCAAGGAGGGCUUCAAGCUAGAAACUAGUCAACAAGCAACAGCAGUGUGUCAAGAAGAUGAAUUAUGGAGUAACAAAGGGAGGCCACCUGUCUGUAAACCUGUAACUUGCCUCAGCAUUGAGACUGUGCUCUCAGAACAUUUUGUCUGGCGAUUGAUUUCUGGGUCAUUGAAUGAGUAUGGAGCUCAAGUCAUGCUAAGCUGCAGUCCCGGCUAUUAUUUAGCAGGACAAAGACUUCUACAGUGCAGAACUAAUGGAACAUGGAGUAUAGGUGAUGAAAGGCCAAGUUGUAAGGUUAUCUCUUGUGGUGGUCUUCCAUCUCCACCAAAUGGUAAUAAGAUUGGAACAUUAACAGUGUACGGAGCCACUGCAAUCUUCACCUGUAACACAGGAUACACACUAGUUGGAUCCCAUGUGAGGGAAUGUUUAGCAAAUGGCCUCUGGAGUGGCACCGAAACACGAUGUCUAGCUGGUCAUUGUGGUUCUCCAGAUCCAAUUGUAAAUGGCCACAUUAGUGGGGAUGGGUUCAGCUAUCGCGACACUGUAGUCUAUCAGUGUAACCCUGGCUUUCGGCUUGUUGGCACUUCUGUCAGGAUUUGCCUUCAGGAUCAUAAGUGGUCUGGACAAACGCCCGUGUGUGUCUCAAUCACAUGUGGACAUCCUGGGAACCCUGCUCAUGGAGUAACAAAUGGCAGUGAGUUUAAUUUGAAUGAUGUUGUAAACUUUACCUGCAACACUGGAUAUUUACUUCAAGGUGCCUCUCGAGCACAGUGCCGGAGUAAUGGUCAGUGGAGUAGCCCUUUACCUGCCUGCCGAGUGGUGAACUGUUCAGAUCCCGGCUUUGUAGAAAAUGCUAUUCGUCAUGGGCAACAGAAUUAUCCUGAAAGUUUCAAGUAUGGAGUCAGUGUGGCAUACCAUUGCAAAAAAGGAUUUUACCUCCUAGGAUCAUCUGCUUUGACCUGUAAAGCUAAUGGCUUGUGGGAUAGAUCACUACCAAAAUGUUUGUCCAUUUCUUGUGGACAUCCUGGAGUUCCUGCCAAUGCAAUUCUUUCAGGAGACAAAUUUACAUAUGGGUCCAAAGUUCACUAUUCGUGCGCAGCAGGUCGAACUCUCAUAGGAAAUUCUACCAGAGUGUGCCAAGAAGAUAGUCAUUGGAGUGGAACUCUCCCACACUGCUCAGGAAAUAAUCCUGGAUAUUGUGAUGAUCCAGGAGUGCCAUCUCAUGGGUCAAGGCUUGGAGAUGAAUUUAAAAUAAAAAGUCUAUUGCGGUUUUCCUGUGAAAUGGGGUAUCAACUAAGAGGAUCUGCAGAACGAACCUGUCUGCUUAACAGUUCAUGGUCUGGUGUACAGCCUGUCUGUGAAGCUGUUUCUUGUGGAAAUCCUGGCACCCCAGCGAAUGGCAUGAUAAUAUACAGUGAUGGGAUACUGUUCUCUAGUUCAGUCAUCUAUGCCUGCUGGGAGGGUUACAAAACUUCAGGGCUGACUACUCGACAUUGUACAGCCAACGGGACUUGGACUGGCACAGCUCCAGACUGCAAAGUGAUCAGCUGUGGAGAUCCAGGUGCAUUAGCAAAUGGUAUUCAAUUUGGAAAUGAUUUUACCUUUAAUAAGACUGUCAUCUAUCAGUGUAACCCUGGCUAUUUGAUGGAGCCUGCCAGUUCAUCCACUAUACGCUGUACAAAAGAUAGCACUUGGAACCAGAGUAAACCAAUCUGCAAAGCUGUCACAUGUGGCUCACCUCCUCAAGUGCUACAUGGAAAAGUGGAAGGAUCAGAUUAUCGAUGGGGUGCCAGUAUAAGUUACAGUUGUGCAGAAGGCUAUCAGCUGUCCAAUACAGCUAUUCUAUCAUGUGAAGGACGAGGUGUAUGGAGGGGAGACGUACCUCAAUGUCUUCCUGUAUAUUGUGGAGAUCCUGGUACACCAGCAGAAGGACGUCUUAAUGGAAAAAGUUACACCUACAGAUCUGAAGUCACUUUUCAGUGCAAACCCCCCUUUAUCCUGAUAGGAUCUUCAAGAAGAGUCUGUGAAGCAGAUGGUACUUGGAGUGGAAUUCAGCCAGCAUGCAUUGAUCCAGCUCAUAACACUUGUGCAGACCCUGGUACGCCACAUUUUGGAAUACAAAACAGUUCCAGGGGAUAUGAGGUUGGGAGCACAGUCUUUUUCAGAUGUAGAAAAGGCUAUCAUAUUCAGGGCUCCACAACUCGUUCUUGCCUUGCAAACUUAACUUGGAGUGGCAUACAGUCAGAAUGCAUUCCUCACGCUUGCAGACAACCAGAGACACCUGCGCAUGUGGAUGUGAAAGCGAUAGAUCUUCCUACAUUAGGAUACACUUUGGUAUACACCUGUCAGCCAGGAUUUUUUCUUGCUGGUGGAUCAGAACAUCGGACAUGUAAACCAGAUAUGAAAUGGACAGGAAAAUCACCAAUAUGUAAAAGUAAAGGAGUGAGAGAAGUUAAUGAAACAAUAACUAAAACUCCAGUUCCAUCAGAUGUGUUUUUUAUAAAUUCAUUGUGGAAAGGGUUUUAUGAGUAUCUGGGGAAAAGACAACCUGCUACUCUAAUGGUAGAUUGGUUCAAUACAACAAGUAGCAAAGUGAAUGCAACAUUUAUUGAAGCAUCCAACAUCCAACUAAAACUAUCAGGCAUUUAUAAAAAAGAAGAAGCUCAUUUGCUUUUGAAAGUCUUUCAGAUUAAAGGACCUGUGGAGAUAUUUGUAAGCAAAUUUGAGAAUGACAACUGGGCCCUAGAUGGUUAUGUAUCAUCAGGGCUUGAAAGAGGUGUGUUUACCUAUCAAGGUGAUAUACAUGGAAAAGACUUUGGAAAAUUUAUGUUCCAAAGACAAGGUCCUUUAAGUUCUGGUACUGACCUUUCCAACCACUACUAUGGCACAAACAGCAGUUCUGUUGCAGCUGCCAUCCUGGUACCAUUCUUUGCUCUAAUAUUAUCAGGGUUUGCAUUUUACCUCUACAAACACAGAACAAGACCAAAAGUACAGUUCAAUGGGUAUGCUGGACAUGAAAAUAGCAAUGGACAGGCUUCAUUUGAAAAUCCCAUGUAUGACACAAACUUAAAACCCACAGAGGCAAAGGCUGUGAGGUUUGACACGACUCUGAACACAGUUUGUACAGUGGUAUAGCCUUCAGUGCCCAAUCUGACUGAUUCAUAGCCAUACCUCUGAUGGACAAGCAGUAAUUCCUUUGGUGCCAUAUACCAGUUUCCCUUCUUCUCUUGGCUUUGCUGCUGUAAUCUUUAACAUCUUCUGCCGGCAUACAUGCAGCUAAAUUUUCUGGUAAAACAUGUCAGUCUUCUGGGGAUCAGACAAAGAAUAUAUAUAUUUUUUUCAUCUUAAAGGUGGAUUAAAAUGCCUGGCUGCAUCUGCUUCAAAUCAAGGCACACUUUAAGAAAGACUGCCAAUCAUGCCAAUUUGUCAUAUUUAAUGCCUCAGACUUUCAUAUUUGUAUGUGGCUGGAUGCCUUUCAAUGCAAUCUUCUGGGCACUUGGAGAAAUCCUUUAGGUACUGUGACAAAUGAUAGCACCACAGAGUAUCCCCAAGAACAGGAAUAUUAUGAAGAAAAAGUUUUCUUGAAGGAGAAGACAACCUUCCUCAAGGUUGCACACACCUACAAAUGCUUUACCAUUGAAAUCUUGUUGAAAUUAAAGCAACCUGCAGUAUAUCUCAGAUGUUCAUUAAUAGGGCAGUUUGCAAAUUCCCAGUCAGCUGUUGUAUAGCAAAACAUUAAUGCACAAUUUUUUGCACUAGAGUGUUAUGGAUGACUGAGUACGAUAUUGGUAAAAAUAUACAGGGUUUAUACACACUAUUCAUUGUAUAUAAACAUUCACUCACUCUUUUCGGAGCAAAACAUUCCUUAAGUUUACUUGGUGUGUUAGAAUAAGACCCCAUACUUAGCACAAGUUUGAAAUCUUGUGUGAUAGGGAAAAAAAAUACAUGUUUUGUUUAAUUUCAUUUGUCUAGAUUUCUCCUUAGACAUCAGUACAAACCAUUGGAGACUUCCAGCCAGAACAAGAGCCCAUUUCUAAGACAUUUUCAUUUCCACUAUUGUUUCUUCUGAAAUCAGUCAUCAAUCAUUAUUGUUGGCAUCAUACUAUUAAACAGCAGGGGGGUUAGCAGCUAUUGCUGCUUGCCAUGUACAAAUGUGAAUAGUAAUUUAUUUUAGAUAGCUCAUAAAGCCUGUGAGCCUCUGCUCACAAUACAGUCUUCCCUUUUGCAUUUUUUUCCAUUUGUCUCCAGUUAUAUGACAUCAUUUUUAAUGUUACAUUGAACUAAAACACAUUACAGUAGCAUGCAAAUUAUACCCAAUGCAAAUUGUUCAUAACAAGCUACCAUUAAGUUUCUACACUGAACAAAAGAAAUAUGCUUUGUUUUUCUUUUGGGUUUUUUUUUAUUGGUUGGUUUUUAGGUUUUUUGGGGUUCCAUUUUAACACAUUGCAUAAUGCUGUUUUGUACUCACGCAGUUUGACAGAGAAAAUUUGAGAUUUUUAAGUAUGUAUUUUGGCAGCAAUGCAACUAACAUUAGUUUGGAGCUUUUGGUAAUUUUUUAAAAACAAAUAUGGGAUAAAAAGAUAUGGAUGGGUAGAUUGAUUCAAAUAAUCCUUUAAAAUUGCAAAUUGCAGAAAACAAUGCAACAUAACUUGCUUUCAGUUAAAUGUGUGAGCAUAGAAACUGAGGAAGUUGUUUUGUACAUCAGUUCUAAAACCAAGCUAAUAUCUUCUUUAACUUUCAAAUCCAAACUUUUCAAUGUCUUUGCUAUUAUACUGAAAUAUUUUCAAACACUAUCUUUUAAUUUUAUGUGAGGAGAAUGUGACUAUUAAACAUAACAUGAACAAAUAAUAAGAAAGAAAGAAAGAAAGAAAGAAAGAAAGAAAGAAAGAAAGAAAGAAAGAAAGAAAGAACGCUUCACGAAUUUGCGUGUCAUCCUUGCGCAGGGGCCAUGCUAAUCUUCUCUGUAUCGUUCCAAUUUUAGUAUAUGUGCUGCCGAAAGAAAGAAAGACACACUUCUCUAGUCACCAACUAUAGAAAUGAUCCCUGAAAGAAAGAAAAAGCAUUUUGGUUAAUGAAACAGAAUAGGAAAAUAAUUUAAAAGAUAAACCUUAAUCAGCUUAGAAAAUUUAACAUCUUUGAGAUGUAAAAUAUCAGCAAUACUAUAAAGUAACUUAGAGCCUCCAGCUGUUAUGUUUUUCACCUGAAGAAAAAAUGGUGUUUAAUAAAUAUGGUAUUUAAUAAUUAUUUUUAAUAGUUUCAUUUUUUGUGGUAGUUUUGUUUAUUGCAUAUUAAUUUAUAUUUCUCUGUUAUACCCUAGAGCGCUGCAUAUUUUUCUGAAAGAAAGUAAAAAUGAAACGAUCAGGUCAGAAUCAGUCUCCAUUUCCUCCCAUUCCUGCCCCACUGUACAGGAUGUUUCUUUGUUAAAGGAGGCUCUCUUACCACACUUGGUCAGGGAGGACAGUGGUAACUAAAUUGAGGUCAUAGAGAUGGAUUUCUGAUCCUCAAAUUAUCUUUUUGAAAAAUUGUGUUAGCAACUUUGGGAUUCCAUUUGUGAUACCAAAGACAGGGAAAAAUCUCAGAUUUUAGUCAUUCAAAACAAGUGCAAAAUGCUAACUAAAUAGUCCGUGUGGAAGCUGUCUAAUUCUACCUUUUCAGCGAGCUUGUCAAUAUCUGUCCAUGAAUGAACACUGAGGAGUAUUGGGAAAGAAGUUCAAAACAGAAAAGAGAAAAAGAUCAAAAUAAAUUAAUUUGCUGGCCGUCACAUGUUGCUUGCAUGGCCUAAUCUUGCAAACCUUUCUUUUAGCUGGUUGUUUAUGAAGGAUGUGUAAAGACUGCAUAACUGAGUAAGCAUGUUCUAGAUUAGAUCAUUUCUCUGGGGUAUGUAAAGCUUUACUAAGUAGCAAGGUAUAUUAGUGUGUACAGAGUGCCGCAAUAGCUGUCCUGGACUUGAGUUAGCUCCUUCCAAGCUAUCUCAGGUUUCUCUGUCCAGUAUUGCAUUCUGCUGUGUCCAAGUAUGAUGAUCUAAAGCAGCCAAAAUAUCCUGUGAUACUAACUGGGAAUGUUUCCUGUCUAGGAAUGGCAGGAUUAGGCCUCAAUAGAAAGAAAGAUCUCCUUACAUUUUCAAUUCUGUGCCUAUUGCUCAAUGGUCCCUCCUUCUCUAUUACAUUUGCAUUGCCCUGCUCAGGUUAGACUCCUGCUAUUACUUUAUGGAAGGCUCUGUGUGCACAGACUUGUAUGUGGUGCUUCAUCAAAACAAGUCUCUUAAAAUGUUGUACAGCGGUCAGGUAAUGGCAGCCAGGAAAUUUACUUUCUGAGAUGUUUGCAGAAGACAUUUUCUCAUUGUUGACCAGACCCAUUAUGAUGGGGAAAGAAUACAUGCUAUAUUUUUUUUUAAACAGGAUAUGUGCUUCAAAGCUGUUUAAAACUGCUGCUUGUAUCACACAUCUUGCCUUUCUCCAGGCUCGCUGCAAUAAUUUUUUUUCUCGUGUAAAAUAUUUUGUAAACAAAGAAAAGCUGUUAUUAAAAAGGGGAGGGGGGAGGAGGGGAGGGGGACUGGGGAGAUUGGGGAAGACCACUGGCAUUAUGAUCAAGUCAAUCUAAUUUUCAUUCCCAGUAUUCCAUUCUGCCAUUUCACUACAUGCUGCUGUGACAUGAAGUAGGUGCAAAAGAACUUUUUGUACAGAGAUAUAUUUUUUAUGAAGAAUUUGUAAAAUUAUUAAAUAUGCUGUACUUUUUGAUUAAUGUAGGUAAAUUGUUAAAAAUAAAUGUUUUUACAAUACAAAAGAAAAAAUUGUAAUUUCCCAAUAAUGUACAAUGUACCAUCUCCAGCUGAUUUUCAGUUCUGAUCCUAUUACACAUGUAUUAAUAUUAAAGUGGCCUGUUAAAACAGUAUUCUUUUUGGCAAAAAAAAAAAAAAAUAUUAUAAAACAUUGUAAUAUAGCCUGUGCAAUGCCACCUACCUUGAAAGCAAAAUCAAAGUUCUAAUUAAAUAUUUAAUUUUAGAUUUCCA
Alligator mississippiensis (American alligator) is the source of this 14857-nucleotide messenger RNA. It is a transcript of the gene CSMD1, whose product is annotated as CUB and Sushi multiple domains 1. The record is from RefSeq and is a predicted model, not a curated record. NCBI's taxonomy places the organism in Eukaryota, Metazoa, Chordata, Crocodylia, Alligatoridae. The transcript has 70 exons. The coding region runs from base 301 to 10983 and encodes 3560 amino acids.